Messenger RNA from Racocetra fulgida, 132 nucleotides. Lineage: Eukaryota; Fungi; Glomeromycota; Glomeromycetes; Diversisporales; Gigasporaceae. The record is from the annotation of a GenBank genome assembly.
AACUUUCUAUUGCUAUUCCUACAGUUCAAGAACAACAAGAUUAUGUUGAAUGGAAAGACAAAAAACUUAAAAUACAACAAAAAAAUUUGGAAUUAUUAAAAGAAAAAAUUAAGCUUUGUGAGAAAUUACAAA